AUGGCUUCCAUCGAUUCUGUCCUUCAGGGUGUUUCCGUUUCUGGCAAGGUUGACGACAUCCACCGCAAGAUCCUCACACCCGAGGCCCUCGCCUUUCUUGCACUGCUGCACCGUUCUUUUAAUGAGCGACGCAAGAAUCUCCUUGAGCGCCGCAAGGCUCGCCAGGCCGAGCUUGAUCGAGGAGUUCUCCCUGACUUUCUUCCUGAGACUAAGCACAUUCGCGAGAACCCUACAUGGAAGGGUGCCCCUCCCGCCCCGGGCCUGGUGGACCGUCGUGUCGAGAUCACCGGCCCCACAGACCGGAAGAUGGUUGUCAACGCACUAAACGCCAACGUCUACACUUACAUGGCUGACUUUGAGGACUCCAGUGCCCCAACUUGGGACAAUAUGAUUAAUGGACAGGUCAACCUGUACGACGCCAACCGUCGUCAGGUCGACUUCAAGCAGGGACAGAAGGAAUACAAGCUUCGCACCGACCGCAAGCUUCCUACUCUCAUUGUCCGUCCUCGUGGCUGGCACCUGGAGGAGAAGCAUGUCACAGUUGAUGGCGAGCCUAUCUCUGGUUCCCUCUUCGACUUUGGUCUUUACUUCUUCCACAAUGCCUUUGAGACGCAACGCCAGGGUUUCGGUCCUUACUUCUACCUCCCAAAGAUGGAGAGCCAUCUUGAGGCUCGCCUUUGGAACGAUGCCUUCAACCUUGCUCAAGACUACAUCGGUAUGCCCAGAGGCACCAUCCGAGGUACUGUUCUGAUUGAGACCAUUCUUGCCGCUUUCGAGAUGGACGAGAUCAUUUAUGAGCUUCGUGACCAUAGCUCUGGUCUCAACUGCGGUCGAUGGGACUACAUCUUCAGCGUCAUCAAGAAGUUCCGCAACAACCCCAACUUUGUCCUGCCAGACCGUUCGGCGGUCACCAUGACUGUUCCCUUCAUGGAAUCAUAUGUUAAACUUCUGAUCCAGACAUGCCAUAAGCGUGGUGUUCACGCCAUGGGUGGUAUGGCUGCACAGAUCCCCAUCAAGAAUGAUACUGCUGCCAACGACAAGGCUAUGGAGGGCGUUCGCGCCGACAAGCUCCGUGAAGUCCGUGCUGGACACGACGGCACUUGGGUUGCCCACCCUGCUCUUGCAAGCAUCGCGACCGAGAUCUUUGACAAGCACAUGCCAACUCCCAACCAGCUUUUUGUGAGAAGAGAGGACGUUACCAUUGGUCAGAACGAUCUACUCAACAUGAACGUCCCCGGUACUAUCACGGAAGAGGGAAUCAAGAAGAACCUUAAUAUUGGUCUCGGUUAUAUGGAGGCAUGGAUCCGUGGAGUGGGUUGUGUCCCUAUCAACUACCUCAUGGAGGAUGCUGCCACCGCCGAGGUCUCUCGAAGUCAGCUAUGGCAAUGGGUCAAACAUGGUGUUAACACUGCUGAGGGCAAGCGUGUUGAUAAGUCGUAUGCUUUGAAGCUUCUCAAGGAGGUUGCUGACCAGCUCGCUGCGUCUGCCCCCAAGGGUAACAAGUACCACCUUGCUGCUCAAUACUUCUCUAGUCAGGUCACUGGCGAGGAUUAUGCCGACUUCCUCACAACUCUUCUUUACAAUGAAAUCACUCAGGCCGGACCUCCUAGCCCUGCUUCUAAGCUAUAA
Molecule: messenger RNA, 1629 nt
Organism: Fusarium musae
Lineage: Eukaryota; Fungi; Ascomycota; Sordariomycetes; Hypocreales; Nectriaceae
Gene: ACU9
Product: Malate synthase, glyoxysomal
Exons: 3
Coding region: 1-1629 (542 amino acids)
Biological process (GO): glyoxylate cycle
Cellular component (GO): peroxisomal matrix; cytoplasm
Molecular function (GO): malate synthase activity
Source: RefSeq, a predicted model, not a curated record